Messenger RNA from Cryptosporidium ubiquitum, 3267 nucleotides. RefSeq lists its product as uncharacterized. NCBI's taxonomy places the organism in Eukaryota, Apicomplexa, Conoidasida, Eucoccidiorida, Cryptosporidiidae. The record is from RefSeq and is a predicted model, not a curated record. The coding region runs from base 1 to 3267 and encodes 1088 amino acids. The transcript has a single exon.
AUGAGCGUUAAUGAAGAGGAUUCAAAUGUUCAGGUUGGAAAGGUAUUAGAAGCUGAGAAUGAGGAGAAAAACAUGCUUUUGGAAAGAAUUAGAGAGCUUGAGGCCGAGAAUAAGCAGUUAAAGGAAGGAAACAGAGAUGAAAUCAUGAUGAAUGAUUUUAAGCAGCUGGUGGAUGAUAUGGACAGUGCAAUGAAUUACAGUAUGCAGGUGGUGCAAGAUAAGGAUGAGGAAAUCAAAAAGAUAAGUGAGAGAAUUUUAGAGAAUAACAAAAAAUGGAAAGGGUAUGUAAAGCUGCUGGUAGAUCAGAUCUGUAAAAAGAAUAUGUUAAUUGACAAUAUGAAAGAAGAAAUGGACAAGUUCUUCGAAAAAACAAAAAAGCAGGAAAUUGCGAAUAGAGAGAAUAAUAGUAAGCUGACUUCAUAUGAAGAAUUAAUUCAGAUAGACCAACAACUUUUGAAACAGUCGAAGCAAAUAGAAGUCGAACUAAAUAAUAGAAUACGGAAAUUGGAGGAAGACAACAAAAAGUACUCAACUGCAAUAAAGAAAAUUUCAGAAAGUACCCAAAAGAAGAUGUUAGAUUAUGCAAGUAAAAUAGAUCAGCAGCAAUUAACUAUUCGCCAUUUAGCUUCAAUUGUGGAUAAUUUUAGAGGGAGAUUUUUGUAUAAUAAUAUAGGAAGGCAGAAUGGAAUACUGAACCAAAUCAAUAAGAAGAGUAGCUUGAAUGUAAGCUCAUCUAAGGAAAUUAUGAAUCCUUUAGAAUAUGAGUUUGCUAUUGUUUGGAGUAACUGUCAGGAAAAAUCAAUACGAAGAAGAUGCGAGCUUUUGGAAUUGUCUUUGAACUUAAAAAAUGAAGAUAAUGAAGCAAUUUUUAACUAUUUAAACGAUCUCCUUUUAAACAAAAGUAUUUCAGUUUCUGAUGCAUUUUCUGCUUACUCUGACUACAUUAGCCGAGUUUUAGGCCUAUAUGAUUUGUUUUGUAAGUCCAAUAUUCUUUUGCAAUAUUUCCAAUAUAAAGCUUUAAGGUAUUUACAAAUUAAUGGUAUUGCAAAUAUGAAAAAUAAAGGAGAGUUGACUGGGAUCAUUCAAUGGGUCUGUAACAUUACCAUUGAAAUAGGUUUUUUGAUUUUAAAUUUAGGCUCAAUUAUAAUGUCCAUAAGAGAUUUUUCUAAUAAUAAUGAAUUCAGUUCUUCGAGCUUUGAAAUUACCCAACUUCCAUCUCUUUCUAAAAUAAAAGCAAUUUUAAAAUGGAUAGAUAAUAUAUCCCAAGUUGUUUUGAACGAUAAUUUAAAUCAGAAUAUUACUUACGAGGAAAUUAAAGAAUUUAAAAACCUUUUACAUGCACAAAUACUGCAUGCAUGUCCACAUCAAAAUAUUGGCAAUGAAAACGCCGGUAUAGAACUAUUGCCAGUAUGUUGUGUGGACGCAAUAAUGAAUAUUAACAUUUCAUUGUCAAUUUUGGUGAGAAUAAAUAUAAAAUCAGUACAGGAAAAAAAUUUGGAUGAAAUAUACAGAAAGUCAUUAGAAAUAUCGGAGAGGUUUUACUCAAAAUGCGGAAAUUUGAGUUUGAACGGGAUUCAUUAUCCAAUAGAUGAUAGGUUGUACUCAUGGAAUGGAUUAUAUUGGAUUAGAAUACUGGGUCAGAGCAGUCAUGAGGAAUUUAAAGUAUCUUUUCAGGAAAUGAUAAUAAAACAGCAUACAAUUUAUGAUACAAUGCAUAAUUCAGGAGAAAAUGAGGGAGUUAACAUAACAGAGUGUGUAGAUAAACUAUUUAAAUCGGUUCAAGAAAUGGAUACAAGUUUGGAUGAGUUGUUGAAUCCUAUUCACAUGGAAUUAGAAAUCGAGAAUUCCAAAAAUACUGUGGGUAUAGAUUCUCUUCCUGAGAUAAUCAUUUCUAGCAAGUUACAAAGAUUAAUAAUGAGUAUGGACGAACAAAUUGAGUUGGAAGGAGAUGUGAAUAAAAAUGAAACUAUUUUAGUAACGAGUCAAAAAAAAGAAGGGAAAGAAAUUGUGAAAGGUGAAUCAGCAGAAUUUGGGGGGUUAGAUUUAGGGGAGGUGGUUAUAGGAUCUACUGAAAUGGUAGAGAAUAUGGAUUCAAAAAUAGUCAAUACAAUUAGUUCUGAUAGCCCAAAAAAAGCGAGAUAUGAACAUUCAAUAAGAUUGUUAAAUGAAAAGGUUCAGUCUUUAAAGAAGGAGUUGACAGAAAAGGAGGUCACAUAUUCAUCAUUUGAAGCAAUGCAAGGUGAAUAUAAGAAGUUGCAGGACCAUAAACAACUGCUAAUGAGCAGAAUAGAGGAGCAGGAACUUGAGAUGAGGAUGAAUCGAGAACGCAUGAAGAAGUAUGAGGAUACUGUGAAGCAAAUGAAGAUUGAUUCUGAUACUUUGAGGCGUGAAUUGGAGAAUUUACAGAAUAUCCCAAAGAUUAAAGCAUAUAGUGAGCAAGAUGUCUUGGAACCUGUUUAUUUAAGAAGGUUAAUAAGGCUGAUGAGUAAUAAGUUAUAUGAAUUAGAAAUGAAUAGGUGGAAUGAAAAAAUAGCGAGGGAGGAUCCGAAUAGAGUAUUAAAAUCAAACUAUUCUCAAAAGAUGAUAUUAAGCCGAAUUCAUUCAAAAAAUCCAUUGGAAAAAAUUGCAACAAGGAUUCUGGAAAGGGAGAGGAGGAGGGAAGAGAGGGACAAGAAAAAGAAGGAGAUGGAGGAAACAAACAAAGAGAAUAGAGAGGGAGAAAAUGAAAAUGAAAACGAAAAUGAAAAUUUGGACGUUGACUUAAAUUCACAAGCCGAAAAAAACCGUACUGAUAAUGAUUUUCAAGGUGAACAAUUUUUAAACAAUUAUUUAGAGGAACAGAAAGAUGAGGAAAAUGAAUAUACAGAUAUACUUGCCUUAAUUGAGGAGUUUAAAGAAUUACAAAAACAAAUUAUGCUCCACAGGUGUUCUAUGCCGAUUAUGAUUAAUAAAGGCUCAGGAAGUAGCUCUUCAUUUGAGAAGGAGUGGGAAGAAUACAUUAAGACUGAGUCCAGAUUAAAAUAUAAGUUACAUAUAAUGAAGGUCUCAUUGCAAGAAUUGAUUUCAGGAACAGGGGAGGGACUAGGAGAGAAGUGCAACUUGGAGGAUACUUACAUUAGCAAAAAGAUUGGGAAGAUGUCACUAAAGAUUCCAUCUGUUGGAAAAGACUCAGCAUUAAGCAUGAUCAGAAAUCAGAGUAAUAUAAUGCAGGUGAAUAUUAGUGAAUGGAAUGAAAUUAUUCAGAAUCUUGUAAAGAUAACAACAUAA